GCUUUAUGCGCCUUUACAGUAAUGGUCUAUAGCCAGUAAAGCUUAUGUCGUAGCUUUCUUGUCGCAUCGUUCAUCUCGUUUCGUUGUGACAGUCGGACUGCCUCGUGCGCGGUGGUAAGAGAAAGAUAGAAAAUGGCUCUUUCGCCGCAGCUACGAUUUAGACCCCUGCAUCUUGCGCUCGUGGUAGUCGUCGCGGCCGCGUUGGUUCCCUUAGCACUGGCGGGAUUCGACGGGUCGUUCGACAAAUACUUCCAGUUCGCGCCGUAUUGCAAGGGGCAGUACUACUGCGAGCGCGAGGGCGAUGGCACCGUCGCCAUCUCCGCGCACUGGAACAAAGUCGGAGCCUUCGACUCGUACGGGCAGUACCAGUACGGCAUCUUCAGCGUGCGGAUGAAGAUGCCGGCCGGCUAUUCCGGCGGCAUCAUCCCGUGCUUCUACCUGAUAUCGGGCAACAACGCGGGGUACAAGGACAUCCACGACGAGAUCGACUUCGAAAUCUUGGGCGCCAAGAACCCGCGCGAGAUGAUCAUCCACACCAACCUCAUCUCCGGCGGCCAGACGAAUCUCGAGCAGUUCACGUUCCCGUUCGACCCGUCGGCGGACUUCCACACGUACACGCUCAUCUACUCGCCGCGCUUCAUUGUGUGGAGGAUCGACGACACGCCCAUCCGCGUCACCCUUAACCAACCCGGCAAACCCUUCCCCUCCUCGCCCGUGCAAGUCAGGGCGUCCAUCUGGGACGCGUCGAGCUGGAGCCCUUUAAAGCCCAACUGGGGCAACGGCAAGGUGACAGCUAAAUUCCGUGACUUCGACCUGACGAUGGCGUGCCCUGUGCCCCCCACUGGCAAGCGCCCCGCGUGUGCGGAUGAGAAGAACCGCCGCAAGGCGCCUUGGCUGUUCAACCUGCCGCCCAGACAGAUUCGAAAAUUCAAAGAAUUCAGGAAGGGCCAUGUGAAGGCGUCUUAUGGCUGGCAGCCAAUUCAAUGAGAGUACUGCUGAUUAGUGUACAUGAUGGCAUUGCUGGCAGAUUGCUGCACACUCAGCAAUCCACAACCAGGCUCACGUACGUGUUCCCUUGGCAAUAAAGUCUGGGAUAAGAUCCCAAUGCUGACUCUUCAUCGCUGUUGUGCCAUAAUUGGUCUAUUCUAAGCACAAUAUAGCAUGCAUAAUUGG
Closterium sp. NIES-67 is the source of this 1173-nucleotide messenger RNA. The record is from the annotation of a GenBank genome assembly. NCBI's taxonomy places the organism in Eukaryota, Viridiplantae, Streptophyta, Zygnematophyceae, Desmidiales, Closteriaceae.